Messenger RNA from Onychomys torridus (southern grasshopper mouse), 3647 nucleotides. It is a transcript of the gene Slc7a14, whose product is annotated as solute carrier family 7 member 14. Gene Ontology annotation, molecular function: amino acid transmembrane transporter activity. Lineage: Eukaryota; Metazoa; Chordata; Mammalia; Rodentia; Cricetidae. Gene Ontology annotation, cellular component: plasma membrane. Bases 367 to 2682 code for a protein of 771 amino acids. The record is from RefSeq and is a predicted model, not a curated record. Gene Ontology annotation, biological process: transmembrane transport; amino acid transport. The transcript has 8 exons.
CGUGACUGCAAGGAGGAGGAGAUAGGCAAGCCGGAGAGCAGACUGGCAGGCGCUGGAGGGGUGCGGAGGGGUUUAAGAUCUGAAUAAUUGAGGAGCGAUUCAGCAGCAGCCGCUGCCUCCUCUCUUCCUUUACCACCACCACCACCGCCCGCAUCUCAGCUGGAAGUGCAGAUCGCCGGCCAUCAGCUUCCAGACCAUCACCUCCAGCCUCUCUGACGUUCAUGCCCAAGUCAAGGCUGCUUCGGGUCCCAUUGGGCCUUUCUUAAAAGAACACACACUCAUCGCUCCAUGAGUUCCAGGGUCAUCCACUAAGGCUUCUGUGGUCCUUUUCCAUCAGCAAACCUUCACUGCAACCCUACUUUCAAGAUGAGUGGCUUUCUAGCCUCACUGGACCCCCGGCGGGUGCAGUGGGGGGCUGCCUGGUAUGCAAUGCACUCUCGGAUCCUGCGUACCAAACCAGUGGAGUCCAUGCUGGAGGGGACUGGAGCAACCACUGCGCAUGGUACCAAGCUAGCACAGGUGCUCACCACUGUGGAUCUCAUCUCUCUUGGAGUCGGCAGCUGCGUGGGCACUGGCAUGUAUGUGGUGUCUGGCCUGGUGGCCAAGGAAAUGGCAGGACCUGGUGUCAUUGUGUCCUUCAUCAUUGCGGCCGUUGCAUCUAUUCUAUCAGGUGUGUGCUAUGCAGAGUUCGGGGUUCGAGUCCCCAAGACCACAGGAUCUGCCUACACCUACAGCUAUGUCACUGUUGGAGAAUUUGUGGCAUUUUUCAUUGGCUGGAACUUGAUCCUGGAGUACCUGAUUGGCACGGCAGCUGGAGCCAGUGCCCUGAGCAGCAUGUUCGACUCCCUGGCAAACCACACCAUCAGCCGCUGGAUGGUGGACACAGUGGGGACCCUCAAUGGCCUAGGGAAAGGAGAAGAAUCAUACCCAGACCUCCUGGCUCUGGUGAUUGCUGUCAUUGUAACCAUCAUUGUGGCUCUGGGGGUGAAGAAUUCCGUGGGCUUCAACAACAUCCUCAAUGUGCUGAACCUGGCAGUGUGGGUGUUCAUCAUGAUCACAGGCUUCUUCUUCGUCAAUGGCAAAUACUGGGCUGAGGGCCAGUUCUUGCCCCACGGCUGGUCAGGGGUGCUGCAAGGUGCAGCCACAUGCUUCUAUGCUUUCAUUGGCUUUGACAUUAUCGCUACCACUGGGGAGGAAGCCCAGAACCCCAACACAUCCAUCCCCUAUGCUAUCACUGCAUCCUUGGUCAUCUGCCUAACAGCAUAUGUGACUGUGAGCAUGAUCUUAACUCUGAUGGUGCCAUACUAUGCCAUCGACACGGAGUCCCCUCUCAUGGAGAUGUUUGUGGCCCAUGGCUUCUAUGCUGCCAAGUUUGUGGUGGCCGUCGGGUCGGUGGCGGGACUGACAGUCAGCCUGCUGGGCUCCCUGUUCCCCAUGCCCAGAGUCAUUUAUGCCAUGGCUGGUGAUGGGCUGCUUUUCAGGUUCCUGGCUCAUGUGAGCUCCUACACAGAGACACCAGUGGUAGCCUGCAUCGUGUCUGGGUUCCUAGCAGCUCUACUCUCAAUGCUGGUCAGCCUGCGGGACCUGAUAGAGAUGAUGUCCAUUGGCACACUCCUCGCCUACACCUUGGUCUCUGUCUGCGUCUUGCUCCUUCGAUACCAACCUGAGGGUGACAUUGAUGGUCUUGUCAAGUUCCUGUCUGAGGAACACACCAAGAAGAAGGAAGGCAUCCUGGCUGACUGUGAGAAAGAAACGUGUUCUCCUGUGAGUGAAGGGGAAGAGUUCUCCAGCCCCGCCACAAACACCUGUGGGGCCAAGAACCUGCCGUCCUUGGGAGACAAUGAGAUGCUCAUAGGGAAGUCGGAUAAGUCUGCCUACAAUGUCAACCACCCCAACUACGGAACUGUGGACAUGACCACAGGCAUAGAAGCCGAUGAAUCAGAAAACAUCUAUCUCAUCAAGUUGAAGAAGCUGAUUGGACCCCGCUACUACACGAUGAGAAUCCGGCUGGGCCUUCCAGGCAAAAUGGACCGGCCCACAGCAGCAACAGGGCACACGGUGACCAUCUGCGUGCUCCUGCUCUUCAUCCUCAUGUUCAUCUUCUGCUCCUUCAUCAUCUUUGGCUCCGACUACAUCUCGGGCCAGAGCUGGUGGGCUAUCCUUCUCGUUGUUCUGAUGGUGCUGCUGAUCGGUGUGCUGGUGUUUGUAAUCUUGCAGCAGCCAGAGAACCCCAAGAAGCUGCCGUACAUGGCCCCCUGCCUCCCCUUUGUGCCUGCCUUUGCCAUGCUGGUGAAUAUCUAUCUCAUGCUAAAGCUCUCCACCAUCACAUGGAUCCGGUUUGCGGUCUGGUGCUUUGUGGGUAUGCUCAUUUAUUUUGGGUACGGCAUCUGGAACAGCACCCUGGAAAUCAGCGCCCGAGAACAGGCCCUGCACCAAAGCACAUACCAGCGUUACGAUGUGGAUGACCCCUUUUCCGUGGAGGAGGGGUUCUCCUAUGCCACUGAAGGCGAGAGCCAGGAGGACUGGGGUGGGCCAGCUGAGGACAAAGGCUUCCAUUACCAACAGAUGCCAGACGCGAAGGCAAACACCCGGACCAGCAGCAAAGCGAAAAGUAAAAGCAAACACAGACAGAACUCAGAGGCCCUGAUUGCAAAUGAUGAGUUAGAUUGCUCUCCGGAGUAAGGCUGAACAGGAGCCUAGAGAGGGUGGUUUCUCUGUAAAUCGUCCUGUGCUAGAAGGCGGAAAGUGUUCCCACUCAUUUCACAAACCCAGCCUUCCCCGAAGUCCUUCCCCAGGCAUAACCUGUCAUUUGCUACUUUUGCUGUUCAGGAGAGUUCUGUUGAAGGAUUUUACCCAGGGCCCUUAACUGGCCCCCUUGUAAAAAAAUCAAAAUCAAAAGACUACAUGAAAUUCUAUUUAGUGAGCUGCCCCAGCCAAUGACAGCAAAUGUUUGCUUUACAGGAUGGAUCUUUGUGUGUCUUACUAAGACCCGAGGACACUUCCUCCAGCCCUGCUGAGGCUGCAGGCCCUCCGGAGAGGACCCACAAAGGUGGCUGUGGGUAUGAAGCAGCUCCCCGUCCGCGCUUCCCCCACCUUCCCCAGCCCAGCUAGGAGCUACUCCCAGGCUGUAGGUCAGGCUGUUUCAGGAUCUUCUCAGUGAGCAACACUGUGCCCUUAUACCUUACCACCCUAAAACUGUCCAUGGAGAAGACCCAGACUUCUCUUUACUCACCAAAGUUCUUACAGUUUCCAGACUAUAAUUUUAGGAUCCAGAAAAGAUAGAAGAUUCUGAGACCAGAUCCCCCAUGAAGCAAUUGUGCAGUCCCCAGUAAGAAAUACCAUCAAAGCUUUACUUAAAUGCCAAAAUAAAUAAAUAAAUAAAAGCGUCAAUAACCAUCUCUUGAAUAGACGUCAGAAGGCAUUGGCAGAAAGGAAGUGUCUGUCAUGCAUUCCCUUAUGCUAGACUCUAAGCUCCUGAUGGUACAGUGAAAGGGCAGAGGUGGAGUGUGAUUCCAUGCCUCUGAUAUGCCUGGAAGAAAUAGGCUAUUUGUUUUAUAAUCAGAUAAAAAUCUUUGCAAGGAGAAGUAACCCAGCCACUGAGAUCACAUUGCAAAUCCUACUUCAUAUUUCUAAAAUUAUAAAAUCUG